Messenger RNA from Durio zibethinus, 2653 nucleotides. RefSeq names its product inositol transporter 1-like. NCBI's taxonomy places the organism in Eukaryota, Viridiplantae, Streptophyta, Magnoliopsida, Malvales, Malvaceae. Gene Ontology annotation, molecular function: transmembrane transporter activity. Gene Ontology annotation, cellular component: membrane. Gene Ontology annotation, biological process: transmembrane transport. The record is from RefSeq and is a predicted model, not a curated record.
CACCUUCUUUCUCUUUUGCAGGCAAAAAAAAAAAAAAAAGGAAAAAAUUUUCUUCGUAACCCCAAAUUUCUCUGGGAAAAUCAAGUUGGAUUCAUAUUUUCUCGGAGAGGAAGAAAAAGACGUUAAAUAUUCUUUUAAUUGAAUAGAAUUAAGCUUUCCUUAAGAUUAUAAUUGUGGGUUUUUAAUGCAUGCUCUGUUUCAUUGGUUAUUACUCAUUUCUUGAGUUUUGACUAUAACCCAAGGAAGACGUGUUUGUUUUGAUUUCUGGGGAUCUUUGAAAACUGAAUUCACUUUUCUUUUUAACAUCAUUAAGAGUGAAGAGUCAGAAAUUUAUAAUCUUGAAUUGUUCAUUGUUGGUAAGAAGAAAUUUAGAAAAAAAAAAAGAGUUGUUGGCAAUUAAAUUCCUGGGAAUUUGAGUGUUUUUUGUUUAGUGGGGUUGAAUUUGAGUUGACCAAAGAGAGAAAGGAGAUAUGACGUUAGAUUCGUUGCCAGGGAGUUCAGGGUAUUUGGAUUUGUUUCCAGACAGAAGAAUGUUAUAUUUCAGUAAUCCUUAUGUUUUAAGACUUACUGUCAUUGCUGGUAUUGGUGGCUUGCUCUUUGGUUAUGACACAGGUGUAAUAUCAGGGGCCCUACUUUACAUAAAAGAUGAGUUUGAGGUGGUCAAUCAGAGUAGUAUUCUCCAGGAAACAAUUGUCAGCAUGGCCUUGGUUGGUGCAAUGGUUGGAGCUGCAUCUGGGGGUUGGAUUAAUGAUGCUUAUGGACGUAAGAAGGCUACUCUUCUUGCAGAUGUUGUCUUUACUGCUGGAGCAAUUGUCAUGGCUGUUGCACCGGAUCCAUAUGUGCUGAUAUUGGGACGACUUUUAGUUGGUCUGGGUGUGGGUAUAGCAUCGGUUACUGCUCCUGUAUACAUUGCUGAAGCAUCACCCUCAGAAGUAAGGGGUGGGCUAGUGAGCACAAAUGUGCUUAUGAUAACUGGUGGACAGUUUCUUUCCUACCUUGUAAAUCUUUCUUUUACACAGGUUCCUGGAACUUGGAGAUGGAUGCUUGGAGUUUCAGCUGUCCCAGCUAUCAUUCAGUUCUUCUUUAUGCUAUGUUUGCCCGAGUCUCCACGAUGGCUUUUCAUUAAGAAUGAGAAAGCUAAAGCUAUAGCUGUGCUUUCUAAAAUUUAUGACAUUGCUCGAUUAGAGGAUGAAGUGGAUCACCUGUCUGCUGCACUAGAAGAAGAACGUCAGAGAAAGAACACUGUCAGAUAUUUGGAUGUUUUUAAAACAAAAGAAAUCAGACUUGCCUUUCUGGCUGGGGCUGGACUUCAGGCUUUUCAGCAGUUCUGUGGCAUCAAUACAGUUAUGUACUAUAGCCCAACAAUAGUCCAGAUGGCUGGAUUCAAUUCCAAUCAGCUAGCACUUCUCCUGUCUCUUGUUGUUGCUGCCGUGAAUGCUGCAGGAACUGUUGUUGGCAUUUACCUUAUUGAUCAUGUUGGAAGGAAAAAGCUGGCUCUUUCAAGCUUAAUAGGUGUCAUUGCAUCCCUUGUCAUCCUUGCUGGGGCCUUCUUUGCUGAAUCAUCUGGUUCUUCAAGUGGAAUUUAUGGCUGGCUUGCUGUCAUUGGAUUAGCCCUGUACAUUGCAUUCUUCUCACCUGGAAUGGGACCUGUUCCAUGGACUGUGAACUCAGAGAUAUAUCCUGAGCAAUACCGAGGGAUAUGUGGGGGCAUGUCUGCUACUGUGAAUUGGAUUUCAAAUUUGAUUGUGGCACAGACGUUUCUUACACUUGCUGAAGCCGUUGGAACUAGUGCUACUUUCUUGAUUCUUGCUGGCAUAGCUGUGCUUGCAGUUGUUUUUGUGGUCAUGUUUGUGCCGGAGACCAAGGGACUGACAUUUGUUGAAGUGGAGCAAAUUUGGAAGGAGAGGGCUUGGGGCAGCGGUUAUAACACCGAGAGCCUUCUUGAACAGGCAAACAAAUCCUAGUUAUCAUCAGAUUCAAGCUGGCUUGCAUUUCUACAAAGUCAGCAGCUUAUCCUAGAGGCAUUUGGAGGUACGUGCUCAUCUUUCUAUGCAUCUGCGUGGAAAGAUAGGUAUCUUAAAACAUUUAGAUCAUUUAGGGCAUUUUGCUCUUGCAUGUUUUUAGAGUUGAGAACUUAUGGAUGGUCAUAAAUAGUCUGUAUAUAUAGAUUACAUGAUCGUUGUAAAAGGGACGUCUUUUGCUUAGUCCCGAAUGCGAGGCAGGCUCCUUGUUUAUGUACUUGCUUCUCUUUUCUCUCCUUUAUGGAAGCAGAAAUGCCAUUGGACUCAUGAAAGACGGAGACAGCCAUAAAUAUGGACUUAGCUGGUUUGGUAGAUUUUAGUUUAGAGUGAAGUUAAGUAAUGCCAAAUGCCUGAAAUGAAAGGUUCAAAACCGACUUCGUUCUAUGUGUAUGUUUUAAAUUUUCUAAGUCUUUUCUAUAAAUUCACAUGAUUUUACUUUUUAAAUAGCUGGCAAUUUUAAACAUAAUAUGAUGAUAUGACAUGUCAAAAGAAUAUGAGAAUGAUAUAAGUUAAGGUUUUGGCAAAAAAACGUAUAUGGUUUAGAAAAAAUAGAAAAAUGUGUCUUGUAUUUAAGUUUGAUACGACACAUGAAAAAAAUAUGAGAAUGAUAUGAGUUAAAAUUUUGAUAGAAU